Eupeodes corollae is the source of this 2515-nucleotide messenger RNA. It is a transcript of the gene Sf3a1, whose product is annotated as splicing factor 3A subunit 1. The transcript has 9 exons. Gene Ontology annotation, cellular component: U2 snRNP; catalytic step 2 spliceosome; U2-type prespliceosome. Gene Ontology annotation, molecular function: RNA binding; protein binding. Lineage: Eukaryota; Metazoa; Arthropoda; Insecta; Diptera; Syrphidae. Gene Ontology annotation, biological process: regulation of alternative mRNA splicing, via spliceosome; mRNA cis splicing, via spliceosome. Bases 124 to 2433 code for a protein of 769 amino acids. The record is from RefSeq and is a predicted model, not a curated record.
UUUGACACUUCACAGACGCAUAACAAAACGUUUUUAAGAAAAAUUCACAAAUCGCAUUUUAAUUUAUGAUAAAAGUUUGAAAGAAAAUUAAUUACAAGGAAAAACCAAGUAGAAAAUAUUAAAAUGCCAUCUUUAGAAACCGAAGUUCCACCCAAACAACCCGAUGAAGAAAUUGAGCCAGUACAAAAGACCCUAUCGGGUCCAAUAAUUGGCAUCAUCUAUCCUCCACCGGAGGUUAGAAAUAUCGUUGAUAAAACUGCAAGUUUCGUUGCAAGAAAUGGACCGGAGUUCGAGGCGAGAAUUCGCCAAAACGAACUCGGUAAUCCAAAGUUUAAUUUCUUAAGCCCUGGUGAUCCAUACCAUGCUUACUAUCGCCAUAAGGUUAAUGAAUUUAGGGAAGGAAAAGACACCGGUCAAGCAUUAGUCCCCGGGCUUAAACAACUCUCAGUGACCACUGCUGCUCAACAAAAGCAGCAGGAACUACUUAAACAAGUUGCCGAGCAACAAUUUAUCCCCAAGGAACCACCUGUUGAGUUUGAAUUCAUCGCCGAUCCACCAUCAAUCUCCGCACUCGAUUUGGACAUUGUGAAGCUGACUGCUCAAUUUGUAGCUAGAAACGGUCGUCAAUUCUUGACUAAUCUCAUGAACCGCGAGCAGAGGAACUACCAAUUCGAUUUCUUGCGUCCGCAACAUUCGUUGUUUCAAUAUUUUACCAAACUUCUGGAACAAUACACCAAAAUUCUAAUCCCACCAAAGGACCUGAUGUCAAAAUUGAAAAUCGAAAGCACUCCGAACAGAAUGAGCAUGAACUUGGUGUUGGAUCAGGUCAAGUAUCGAGCCAACUGGCAAAGACAUCAGGAAAUACAAAGACGCCGUGAAGAGGAGAAAAUCGAAAAAGAAAGAGUGGCUUAUGCUCAAAUUGAUUGGCAUGAUUUUGUUGUGGUGGAAACGGUCGACUAUCAGCCCUUCGAAACGGGCAACUUUCCACCACCAACAACUCCCGAAGAAGUUGGAGCCCGUGUUCUGAUGGAAGAACGUCUGAUGGAAGAAGACGGCGACAUAGAAAUGCAAAUUGAAUCCGACGACGAUGACGCCCACGAAGUUGUGCCCACUGUCAAACUAUCACACAUGGAAAAUCGCACCGGCAUCCACCACAAAGUCCCGACGUCGGUGUUCUCCCAAUCCAAGAAAGAUAACAACCAAGUCCAGGACAUGGAUGAAGCUUCGAGUGAUGAGGACGCUCCAAUUAGUAAAGUCCAACCUCCGGUCACACCCAUGUUGCCACCAACUCACGACAAAGUGGUCGUCAAGAAAUACGAUCCAAAACAAACCCAGAAACCUGUCAAAGCGGCUCCAACCGAUGAGUUUCUCAUUUCUCCAAUCACUGGCGAACGGAUUCCGGCUUCCAAAGUGGCCGAGCAUAUGCGUAUUGGAUUGCUUGAUCCUCGCUGGGUGGAACAACGCGACAAGCACACAGUGGACAAAAUCAACCAGGACACUGUUUUUGCGGCAGGCACUGCCAUCGAGGCUAGUUUGAAGCAAUUGGCCGAGAGACGUACCGAUAUCUUCGGUGUGGGCGAUGAAGAAACUGUUAUUGGUAAGAAGCUGGGCGAAGAGGAGACUAAAAAGGACGACCGUGUUACCUGGGAUGGUCACACAUCGAGCGUGGAAGCAGCAACCAGAGCAGCCAGAGCCAAUAUUACCUUGGAAGAUCAAAUUCAUCAGAUUCAUAAAGUCAAAGGACUCUUACCGGACGAGGAGAAGGAGAAAAUCGGACCCAAACCGGCUGCGAACAAGUCAAUUCUGUCGGCUCCUCCUCAACCACCAUCUCAGCAUCAAGCGUCGAUCAGCGCCCAACCAAAGUCGAUUUCUGGGCCACCAGUUUCGGCUCAAUCGAAUAUGCAGCCUAUUCCUCCGCCUGUACCGGUUAUGAUGAUGCAAAUGCGUCCUCCACCUUUGAUGCCCCCACCAUUUCAGGUUGGCUACAUGCCUUCCAUGCAACCAGGAGCUCCACAAAUUGCACCUGCUCCUCCGGUCAUGGAUCAAGGCAACAUGAUGAUGCCUAUUCCAAUUCCUAUCGAAGAGGAACCACCAAAUAAGAAACUCCGUUCCGAGGAUCAUCUUAUUCCCGAAGCUCAAUUUAUAAGCAUGCAUAAGAGUCCCGUUACGAUUCAAAUCCAAAUUCCAAAUAUGACCGAUAAGUCCGAAUGGAAACUCAAUGGACAAACUGUUGCGAUUUCUUUGGCUUUGACCGAUACCGUGUCAAGUUUGAAAUCAAAGAUUCAAGAUGAAACUGGAAUGCCUCCAGCUAAACAAAAGAUUUCCUAUGAGGGAAUGUUCUUCAAAGAUAGCAACACAAUAGCUUUCUAUAAUUUACUUAGUGGAACAACAGUUUAUCUGCAAAUCAAGGAACGUGGUGGACGUAAGAAGUAAACAAAAGAAAGGUCAUAAUUAUUUUUUUGUUUUGAUAUUCAGAAAUAUACUUUCAAAAUAGAAAUGGUGGAUACAAAAUGUU